AGCCACUUCAGUCUUGAACUCGAUCGAGCAAUAGUCGGGCUGCCGGUUCAAGCGAACGAAAAUUCUCAGUGUGGAAAAAUCAAGUUCACAUCGAAUAAUAAACAGAAGGAGGCACGCGUGACCGUCCGUGGUGGAAUAGAACCAUCGUCUUCACUGUGCGUCCGCUGGUGAGAGUGUCAAUCCAGAGCCGCUAAAAUGUCCGAGCGAAAGGCUGUAAUCAAGAAUGCUGACAUGUCGGAGGAGAUGCAGCAGGAUGCUGUUGACUGUGCGACUCAAGCGCUUGAAAAAUAUAAUAUCGAAAAGGACAUUGCAGCCUUUAUCAAAAAAGAAUUUGAUAAAAAGUACAACCCAACGUGGCACUGCAUCGUAGGACGUAACUUUGGCAGCUACGUGACGCAUGAAACAAGACAUUUUAUCUAUUUCUACCUAGGUCAGGUAGCCAUCCUUCUCUUCAAGAGUGGAUAAACAGAAUUCUUAUUCUAUGUUCUACCAUCCUUUCUUCCUCCCUUCACACACGCUACAUGGAAUACCUUAAAAUCACGUCGCCGUCUGUAAGAGAAAUUACAUUUUGUAUACAAUGGAAAUUUGUUUUACAAGCGAAACUGCCGCUCCCAGUAAAAGAGUAAAAGUAUAUAUAUACACACACUAAAACACUCAUUGGUACUAUUGACUUGCUGUUUUACUUAUCACGGGAGAUAAGACAAUGACGAAAAAUUGUGUAGAGAAAUACAAAGAGAGAUAGGAGAGGUAAUUAGCCGAACGUAAAUGAAGGGGAAAACCAAUUUGACAUACGAUCUUACGCGCUAAGAUGUAUCGUGUAUGCCAGAAAGUUUGUUGUGUUCUUGUUUUAUAUUAGGUAUAUAUAUAUAGAAAUGAUGCGAGGUUGAGUUCAAUACUGGCGAUUACGAAAAAUUUAAAUAAAUUUUUAGUGUUCACACACUAUAAGUGCACCAUUUGAGUAUAUGUAACGUAUUUCAUACAAUUUAAUGUAUGGUUUUUAUUGUUUUAUGAUGCUUGAGAAAACAGAGGAGAAAAAGCAAAGAGUAAAACACAGUAUGUAUCUGAUAGUCGUCAAUAAUGAAUGUAAGCCAAACCCGAUGGAUUGCCUGCAAUUCGUUAUUUAAACGUGACUUGUAUAAAUUUCCCUUUUGUUCUGUGAUGCUGUACAAGAAAUUCGUUAACAUUCUUUCAAAUUCAUUAAUAUGUUUUUGACAUACUUGCGAAUUUAAAGAAGACCGAAGGGCUGAGGGAAGUUUAAUUAAUUAUAUACAGCGCGUCGUGUUACUUCGCAUUCGAGCAUAACAACUCUAUUUAAAUGAAUAUAAAACGCUGUACACGAUGUCGCAUAAUAUCGAUAAUCGAGUCAUAGUCAUAGU
This is a messenger RNA of Megalopta genalis, 1376 nucleotides long. Its product is annotated as dynein light chain 2, cytoplasmic. Gene Ontology annotation, biological process: microtubule-based process. Gene Ontology annotation, molecular function: dynein intermediate chain binding. The record is from RefSeq and is a predicted model, not a curated record. Gene Ontology annotation, cellular component: cytoplasmic dynein complex. Lineage: Eukaryota; Metazoa; Arthropoda; Insecta; Hymenoptera; Halictidae.